Populus trichocarpa (black cottonwood) is the source of this 1518-nucleotide messenger RNA. RefSeq lists its product as uncharacterized. The transcript is spliced from 2 exons. The coding region runs from base 809 to 1468 and encodes 219 amino acids. The record is from RefSeq and is a predicted model, not a curated record. Lineage: Eukaryota; Viridiplantae; Streptophyta; Magnoliopsida; Malpighiales; Salicaceae.
UUUUGGGUGUGGAAAAUCAUAUACUACAGAUCCUAAAGUAAUACUGAUAUUUAUAUUUUCUUAUUUUUAAAGAAACAUAAAAAGAUUUGAAAUUAUAGUUUUUAUAUAAUUCGGAAGCACAUCAAAUAAGGUGGUGUUGGCCUCUGGAUCCAGGAGAGGACAGCAGCUGUUGUUGCCCCUCCAAGGUUAAAAUACAUAUGUCUGACCUCCAAGAUCUAUAAUUAUAUACAAUUUGGUUCAAUACUUUAAAAGUUCUCAGCUUGAUCCUAUUAAUCGAACUUAAUGUCUUCAUUACAUAAUGUCUACUCACACGGUUUCUUGACAAAGUCUGUGGUCAGGUGGUUUAGCAUAGCAAAGAUUUUACAUAUUUAUAUAUACUACAAGGCACAACCAGAGAACUUCCAUUGAAGCUUCCAAGAUAGAAUCAGCAUUUCCACCUCUGGAGUUUUAUGUAUAGGUGGUAGAGUUUUAUAUAAUUACAUCAACAAAUGCAUUAAUCUCAGGAAUCCUUUUCUCAGAAAAGAAUUAAGGUUUUCGUUCGUUUACUUCAUAUAUAUUUCGUUGUAGUGCACCUGACCGUCUGCGAUCUGCUGAAACUAGCUAGUUACAUUCAAGUGGUUCUUAGACGUCCGAUCGAUACCCUUGCUUGAAACACACAACCUCUUGGCAAUAGAUGAUUUCGUUUUAUUUUUUUUUCUUUCUUGAGAUUUUGCUGUUGUCUUUAAUUUUGCAGAACUUUUGAAGAUCGAGAUCCAUAAGGUUGUCAUCUUAGGGACAGCCCAGCCCUUUGAUUUUGAUAGAAGAUCCAAUGAAGAUAAUCCAAUUGAUUAAAGUUAAGUUUCGGAAUAAGUUGCGGGAUAACAAGUUUGUUGAAAUUGAACAACGAAGAAUGCCUGAUUUUGUUUAUGAAGGGCUCGAUCAAGUUUUAGCGGAAAGGAAUUCCCUCAAGGACCAGUUAUCUGAAGCUAAUAGGAAAAUAGCUGACCUUGAGAACAAGGCCAGAGCUUUCGAAGUUCAAGGAAUACAACAAUUCCUUAAUUACCAAGUGUCUCAUGGUAAGAAGGAAAAAGAUGGUGGCAAAGAUGAAGAAAUAGAGCGCCUCGAGGGCGAGCUAGGAAUAAAAAUCUCCCUUACGGAUCAACAAUCCGUCGGUGAAAAGGUAAUAAAGCGGUUUGAGUACCACAUGCAAUCAAAAGACGAGAAAAUACGACUGCUUAAGUAUGAGCUAGCCACGAAAGAUGAAGAAAUGCAACGUCUUAAGAGCCAACAAGAUCGAAGAGAGGUGGAAUAUGGCAGGCUGAGGAAUACCAUGCAGACUGCUUAUACCGAUAUGGUGAACGCAGCUACCACUCUUGACAAUGCUUUUAAAUUUAGAGCGAGAAAUCCUCCGGAGAAAGGUAUUGCUAAUUACAUGUAUAAAGAAAAAGACCUCAUUGGAGCUAUAUCAUCGGCUGAAGGUUUUAUGUAGGAGCAAAAUAAUCAGAAAUUACUUUUCUAGGUGGACUGAUUAUUAUUUUA